This is a messenger RNA of Lottia gigantea (owl limpet), 222 nucleotides long. RefSeq lists its product as hypothetical. The record is from RefSeq and is a predicted model, not a curated record. The annotation marks the transcript as partial. The transcript is spliced from 2 exons. Lineage: Eukaryota; Metazoa; Mollusca; Gastropoda; Lottiidae.
CCGAGCCCGACGUUGCUUAACUUCAGUGAUCGGACGAGAACUGGUGCUUUCAACAUGGUAUGGCCCAAAAUGGAGUCUACAGUGCAAAAGGGCGUCUACAGCACUUGGUGUUCCCAGGCGGUCACCCAUCCAAGUACUAACCGAGCCCGACGUUGCUUAACUUCAGUGAUCGGACGAGAACUGGUGCUUUCAACGUGGUAUGGCCGUAGACAUUAUUUAGAA